AUGCCUACAAGAAUGCCUACAAGACCGCAGAUAAAGGAACCCCUCAUAUUGUUCAUCUUCAUUGUAGUUUUGAUAUUUGCACUCAAACCCCCAACACAUACUAUAUCAACAUUAAGUCCACUAGAGCGUCGAGCUGCUGUGUUGCGUAGACAAGAUCCUCAAGUCUCUGGUUGUGGAGGUGAUUGCCCUGCAAGCCCUGUUGUACCAGAAACAUCAUCAUCAACAAAACCAACUACGACAGUAACUGCUGCUUCGAACGAGAUUCUUGUUACUACAACUGAAACGAUAACCACAACAAUUGUUUCUGUUAUUCCUGCAACAACGUCAACAGUAAUGACUACCAAUGCUGAUGGUCAGGUUACUAUAACUGAGGUGUAUGUUCCGCCGAGGACUACAACUGAGGUCAAAGUUGUUACAGGUGUUCGAACAUAUGCCACACCAAAUCCACAACUACAACAGAAGGGAGAGGCAAUAAGAUUGGGCGGAAUACUAUGGACAACAGUGAUAGUUGGAUUUGUCUCGUUUUUCGUCGUCCUUCUUGCUAUGUAA
This is a messenger RNA of Paraglomus brasilianum, 549 nucleotides long. Lineage: Eukaryota; Fungi; Glomeromycota; Glomeromycetes; Paraglomerales; Paraglomeraceae. The record is from the annotation of a GenBank genome assembly.